GUAGAAAGAAGCGAUAUUAAUGUAAAUCCAGUAUAGAGUUUACAACUUAAUGUUGAAAUAUGGCAUACUUUAGGUAAACAACAAAUCAUAUCCAUUGCAAACCCAAAUCAGUUACAGGAUAUAAGCCUAAAUCACGGGUUAAAUAUAGAGUAUAUAAAAUUGUGGUCACAUUUGCGGUACAAUUGGCACAAAUAAAGGGCAAGAAUUUAAAGCCGCAAAAAACUUAACAAACUUUGAAUUUAAAGUCGUUUUUUAUGGCAAACCAUUGUUUUGUGAGAAAUUCAAAAGUGAUUUCAUUAUUUUAUGAAUCAAAUGAUUGACUCAAACGAUACGUUCAAAUCACCGAAGAGUGGUUCCCAACGAAAGACAUCUCAUAUAGCGCUGUAUAAGACAUCUCCCAAUUGGCAACACAUCUACAAAAAAGAAUGUGUGUCACGACUGAACGAUCGCCGAAAGGAAAGCCGUUCGCGACUUAUAGAGCGGUUCCGAAACAUCGACUUAAAUGAGACUCCGAUUAAUGUGGAAGAGAUGGUCGACUCCGAGAAACACAAUAUCGUAGAGCAAGUGAUGCGAUCCGUUUGGGAUCAAUACACGUCUCAAUUGCCACCAAUAGAUCCGAACGAUGUCUCGGACUUUAUGGAACACAUCAGACAAGAACUCCUCAUCGAAGAGAACCAGUAUUGGGAAGAGAUGUUGGAGUGGCGUAAGGAAGAAGAGGUCCAAUGGAUGGUUACGAAUAGGGAUUCUGUCGUUUGUUUCUUCUGUCAGAAGAAUCCAUUGAAAAUGAAUGCAUUGAUUGACAACAAAACGGAAUUAAUUUGCAAUAAAUGUGGUUUCUAUUUACAAACUCCGGUCUGUUCCAGAAGUGACUUUAUGUUCAAAGACUUGAAUUACAUUUGUUUGUAAAUAACCUUUUCUACGAAAACGAAAAUAAGUGGUUUAAUGUUAUAAUUGACGCAAAUUGUCUCACUUUC
Molecule: messenger RNA, 974 nt
Organism: Medioppia subpectinata
Lineage: Eukaryota; Metazoa; Arthropoda; Arachnida; Sarcoptiformes; Oppiidae
Source: the annotation of a GenBank genome assembly